This is a messenger RNA of Fonsecaea pedrosoi CBS 271.37, 1986 nucleotides long. RefSeq lists its product as uncharacterized. Lineage: Eukaryota; Fungi; Ascomycota; Eurotiomycetes; Chaetothyriales; Herpotrichiellaceae. The transcript is spliced from 2 exons. The record is from RefSeq and is a predicted model, not a curated record. The coding region runs from base 1 to 1986 and encodes 661 amino acids.
AUGUCGGACGGUGCAUUAUCGCGCUCUAUGGAGCCUUCUGCCACGUCUUCCUCAUCCGGGAACGGUGAUCAGGGCUAUUCUUUGCACAACCUCAACAGCGUCGAAUCUGCAAGGGACGAUUCCGGGCGCGAGAAUUUUCUCGGUCCUGCUGGACUGGAAGACUAUGACCACGAAGAAGCAAGCAUUCUUCUCGCUCCUCAGGAGCUGUCGGAGCGGCCAGAUGGUGAUCAGCGUUUCCGUUGGACUCGCCAUGACCGGUUCUAUAAGUCAGAGUCUAUUUUACGAGCGGUGCUGAGCUGGAUCAAAGGUCCACAACCGCCUCGAGUCUUUCGGAUUUACUCUUCGGAAUGGCUCCAAGAUGCGUGCGACCACCUCCUUGACAGGCUCUUGCCAACUAAAUGGCUCAAGGUGUUUGCUCUGGUUACGGUCUAUGUUCUGUGGAGUGGGCUGUUCCUUUUGGCACUUCGAAGGGCGGUGGUAUCGAGCACUGAUUCUGUCGAUGGCCAGCCAACCAGGCUAGACUGUACAGCUCGAUUGUGGCUUAAUAGCACGCUUUGUGGAUUGGACGGCGAGGAGUGUCGCCCUUUCGAGGACAAUCACUUUCCGUUCGUUUGCCCGGCUGGGUGUAAAGAUGUCAUUUUACUCGAGCCUCAUUAUAUUGGAUCUCAGCAAGUCAAUUAUCGUAGCCUUGUCGUCGGAGGGCAGCAAUCUCUCGACGACCCGGCCUCUGCCAUCUACCGCGGUGAUUCAUUCAUAUGUGCCGCGGCAAUCCAUGCCGGCAUCACCACCAACUCCCGGGGCGGCUGUGGAGUGCUUCUGCGUGCUGGAGAACGGUCCAACUUCCCAAGCGUCGAUGCCCAUGGUAUCAGCAGUAUCGGAUUCCCAUCCAACUUCCCGCUAUCCUUCUCCAUCAACUCGUCCAACUCGGCGAGUGGUGCGUGCAGAGACUCUCGCUGGAUGUUCCUGGGCACGUCGAUCCUGGUCACCUCGGUCUUUUCCGUCUUUGUGACCUCUGCGGCGGCGUUUUUCUGGUCGAUCUUUGUGGGUGUCUUCUUCCACGUGGCCCUGAUAUCGGAUCCCCCCUUCUACCAAGACUACGCGGACGUGGUGUCGAUGGCGUUCCGACGGUUCCUGCCAGCCGCAUUCGUCGGCCACGUCAUUUAUCGGUAUUGCGUCCGUCGAACGUUGUCCGAUCUCAGGGCCCCGAUCGAGAAGACCGUCCUCUGGCUUGGGGGUUGUUGGGUCGGCGCAUUGAACAACGUCACCUUUGACCGCAUCCCGAUAUCGCGAUUGACCCCGCACGACCUGAAGCAACAGCCUGGCGCUAUCCUGGCGCUGUGUCUGAUUAUUGGGAUCCUCCUGAUCAUCGCCGUCGGCCAGGCCUGGUGUUUUCGGAGUGAAGGUCGAAUGCCGCGGUACUUGUCGUUCUACGGCGUCGUGGGCGCGGUUUUGGUGGCUCUGGUUUUGAUCCCCGGCAUGAACGUCCGCAUCCAUCACUACAUCCUGGCGCUGAUCCUGCUCCCGGGGACGUCGCUCCAGACCCGCCCGAGCCUGCUAUACCAGGGCAUCCUGGUCGGGCUGUUCCUCAACGGCGUCGCGCGGUGGGGGUUCGACAGCAUCUUGCAGACGCCGGGCCAGCUCCUGCAAGACGGCGCCGCCGUGGGCAGCGUGGUCCCUUUGCUCCGUACCGCGCCGCUCAUCGUUGGGCAGAACAUCACGUUGAGUUUUGACCAAGUGACGUCGUCCUCGUCUUCUUUCGACGGCAUCGCCGUCCUCGUCAACGACGUCCUGCGCUUCCAAGCCUUUUGGGCCGACGCGGAGGACAUGACCUUCCACUGGACGCGGCGCAGCGUGGUGCCAGGCGACCCGGAGUUUUUCAGGUUCGCAUACGUCAAGAGACACGCGGUCGGCGGCGUGGGAGAGUGGUACGGCGAUUUCUCCCCGCCGGCCGUGUGGUUUGGGAAUGGGACCUGGGUGGCGGGUUAG